Molecule: messenger RNA, 2973 nt
Organism: Dendronephthya gigantea
Lineage: Eukaryota; Metazoa; Cnidaria; Anthozoa; Malacalcyonacea; Nephtheidae
Exons: 1
Coding region: 1-2973 (990 amino acids)
Biological process (GO): DNA integration
Molecular function (GO): nucleic acid binding
Source: RefSeq, a predicted model, not a curated record
AUGAUCGUUAAAGAGGAUCUUACGCCAUUACUGGGUGCCAGAGUUAUUCAACAAAUGGGGUUAGUAGAAAUUCACAUAGAAAAGUUCGAGCAAGUUGUGGGUAUGGGAAUAAAGGAUACCCCGAAGGGAGCCUGCAGAGACCUUGUGAAAGAAUACGAUGAUGUGCUUACCGGAGAACUUGGGACUCUUUAUGGUGAACAGCAUUUGGAAGUUGAUCCGUCUGUGACACCCACCGUCUCACCAUCCCGUCGAGUACCAUUCGCAGUGAAACCUAAACUAAAAGCAGAGCUUGACCGUUUGGCAGAUCUUGGAGUCAUUACUCUGGUAGAUGAGCCCACUGAUUGGGUAAGUAAUUUGGUUAUUGCAACGAAAGAGUCUGGUGACAUUCGCCUUUGCAUUGACCCUAAACAGCUCAACGGUGCUCUAAAGCGAGAAAGAUACCCAAUACCAGUAAUUGAUGAUGUCUUGCCUGAUUUGGCUAAGGCCAAAGUCUUCACUAAAGUUGAUGCACGGAAUGGCUAUUGGCAUGUCCAGCUUGAUGAACCAUCCAGCAGGCUGACAACGUUCGACACGCCCUUUGGUCGGUAUAGAUGGAAGCGUCUGCCCUUUGGUAUCUGCGCGGCCUCCGAAAUAUUCCAAAAGAGACUGAAUCAGGCGCUAGAUCGAUUGGAUGGCCUACUGACGGUCCAUGACGAUAUGGUCAUUUAUGGUGUUGGCGAAACCGAAGAGGAAGCAAUUGUGGAUCAUAAUACGAAGCUGGAAGGGUUUUUUCAACGCUGCAGAAAGACCGGAAUUAAGCUUAACAAGAAGAAAUUGAUGUUGCUCUGCAAGGAAAUUCCAUAUCUUGGUCAUUUAGUUACGAAAGAUGGGCUAAAGCCAGACCCGGAGAAAGUGGAAGCGGUGUUGAAAAUGCCAAGACCGGAAAACGUGAAAGCAGUCCGGAGAUUUUGUGGGUUUGUGAACUAUCUCUCGAAAUUUAUGCCACACCUAGCUGACGUCAUGAAGCCCCUGCAACAGCUGACACACAAGGAUGCGCAAUGGCAAUGGAACCAUGAGCACGAUGCAGCAUUUGGAAAGUUGAAACUAAUGAUUUCGAAUGCCCCAGUAUUGAAGUUUUACCACCCAGAAGAUGAGUUGACGGUGCAAUGCGAUGCCAGUGAGAGAGGGUUAGGAGCGACUUUGAUGCAAAGAGGGCAGCCUAUAGCAUUUGCAAGCCGGACACUGACCGAUCCUGAAACGAGAUAUGCUCAGAUUGAAAAAGAGAUGUUGGCGGUCAUAUACGCAAUGCAGAAGUUUGAUCAAUAUGUGUACGGGCGAUUUGUGACAGUCGAAAGUGACCAUAAACCAUUGGAGUCGAUUGUAAGGAAGCCAUUACGAAGUGCACCAAAGAGAUUGCAGGGCAUGUUGUUGAAGAUGGAAAAAUACGAGGUAAACAUCGUCUAUAAGCCAGGAAAAGAGAUGUAUUUGGCUGACACGCUUAGCCGGGCUCCACUGAAUUGUUCCAGGAACGUACAAGAAGAAUUUGAGAGAGUAAACGCUGUGAAGUCACUGCCAAUGUCGCCCGAAAGGCUCGAAGCAAUCCGGAAAGGUGUCGAGGCUGAUGAGGUUCUACAACAACUUAAGCUCAUGAUAUUGCAAGGGUGGCCGGAGGAAAAGCAGAGUUUGCCAACGAUAUUAACGCCCUAUUUCAGCUUCAGAGAUGAGUUGUCUGUCUACGAUGGACUAGUAUUUAAAGGAGAGAGAUUAAUCAUUCCAAAGGAAUCAAGGAAACAAAUGUUGGCAGAAAUCCACAGUUCUCACAUCGGCAUCAAUGGUUGUCUUAGAAGAGCAAGAGAGUGCAUCUUCUGGCCAGGGAUGACGGCCGAGAUUAAAGCAAAAGUGGCGACAUGUGAAACAUGUCAAGAGUGUCCGAUGAAGCAGCAGCAGAAGGAAACGUUAAUGAACCAUGAGUUAGCACACAGACCAUGGGAAAAGGUUGCAGCUGAUAUUUUCACAGUAACUGGCAAGGACUAUCUAAUCCUCGUUGACUAUUAUUCCAACUUCUGGGAGAUAAAUCGAUUACUUAAUACGAAGGCGAGCACUUGCAUAAGAAAGAUAAAGAGUCACUUCGCACAAAAUGUCAUCCCUGACGUGUUAGUUAGUGACAAUGGGCCCCAGUUCUCAGCUGAGAAGUUUGCAAAGUUUACCAAGGAAUGGGGUAUUGAGCACCGAACAAGCAGCCCUGGACAUCAACAAGCAAAUGGGAAAGCAGAAGCGGCGGUAAAGAUGGCAAAGAGUCUCAUACGUAAAGCAGAAGCAUCCAAAGGGGAUAUAUAUUUGGCGAUUUUAGCACAACGCAACACCCCGACUGAGGACUUCGAAUCUAGUCCGGCUCAACGGUUGCUCGGACGACGUUGUAAGACACUACUGCCGACCACCACCGCGUUAUUGAAACCACAAGCGCUCAGUCGGGAGAAUGUUCUGAAAGAAGGAAGAGCUAAGCAAGAAAAACAGGCGCACUAUUAUAAUAAAAGUGCGCAAGAUCUCCCAACGUUGGAGGAAGGAGAUGUGGUACGAAUGAGACCAUUCACAAUGAACAAGAAGACUUGGGAAAAAGCAACGGUCGCCAGAAGGUUAGACGAGCGGUCAUUUGAAGUAGAGACCCCAGCAAUGAAUUACCGUCGAAAUCGAGUUGAUCUUAAAAGAACGGACGAAACGUAUAUGACAGACGAUGUGAAUAAUGAAGUUCUAAAUCAAGAAAGAGAAUCGAUUGAGAAGUCUCGUCCAAACACAAGGAGUGUGAAAAAGGCGAAGGAAUCAGUUGAAGUAUCGUCAACGGAAAAGACUGGUGGAGAAGAUGUGUCAAAUGAACAAAGACAGGGAAAUGAGGUCAUGAGCAAGUCUGUAAAUCCGCGACCUCCAGUUGAAGUCAGGUCAAGGCCAAAAAGAACUACGAGAGAACCGGCAUAUCUAAAAGAUUAUGAUAGACGGUGA